Molecule: messenger RNA, 11266 nt
Organism: Patella vulgata (common limpet)
Lineage: Eukaryota; Metazoa; Mollusca; Gastropoda; Patellidae
Product: adhesion G protein-coupled receptor A3
Exons: 17
Coding region: 853-5679 (1608 amino acids)
Biological process (GO): cell surface receptor signaling pathway; G protein-coupled receptor signaling pathway
Cellular component (GO): plasma membrane
Molecular function (GO): protein binding; G protein-coupled receptor activity
Source: RefSeq, a predicted model, not a curated record
CAAUCGCAUUGAUCUUAGCCCAGAUUGACCCCAUGACGUCACGAGGUUAGGAAGAAAAUCAAGAUGGCUCUCGCAAAGAAAAAUUGAAACAUCCCUUACGGUAAUGUGGUUGAUUUGAGACUGUUAUCGGAUACACACGAUUGACCAAGCGAAGAAUACUUACGUUAAACUAUUUGAAUGAAUUAGUAGUGCUAGUUUUAUGUGAAGAACAACGUGCUUUUGUGGAGAUAUAGCACGGGAAAUCGACUACAAAGCGAUAGAAAAAAAGGAACUUCUGCAAAAUUUGUCAGUGAGUCUGGCUUCACUGUGUGUAUGGUACGCUAUCAGCUCGAAUUAGCACUUGAAGUGGAAACAUUCACGCCGAAUUUUAGAGUCGUCUCAAGUGCAUUUGUGUUUAUGAUUUAUUUUUAAAAAUUUGGAGUAUGAAAUUUAUAUCCAGGAAAGAACUGAACUGAACAAGUUGUGUUUAGGCGAUUUCUGAGUUCAUUUCUUUGGCAUUUCUGACACAAACUUGACAAACCUCAUUCAAUUGUUAUUUUUUGAGACCGGUGUUUAUGUUUACAACAUUAUAUCCUACACUGAUGUAAAUGAAAGUAUUUGUUUUAUGAUAUAUUACUUAAGUGUUUGUCGAGAAGCAUAUGACAAAAAUUGUGUUAAAAUCAACGAUUAAUUGGGAUUGAGCACUGAGGACAUACAUAGACCAACACCAGAUUCACAUUGGUCCAAUUUUUGCCAAUGUCAGUAGAAUUAUGAUCUUGAAGAAAUGUGCCAGGAUAUUUUAUUUAUUUAUAAAUCUGUGAAGUUGAAAAGGCCAUGGAGUAGCAGUAAAAGAAAUGUAAAAACUAAGGCAUCAUGUUGCCCUAUCGUUUUAUUCUAACUUCCAUUGUCCUAGCGAUCCUGUUCGAAAUAUCAGAAUCAUGUGUGCCAAACUGUAUUUGUACGAUGCUUGGCUCAAAAGGGAAACAGAAAAAGGGACGAAAGGUGGAUUGCUCGAAACCAGCAGCCCCAUUCAAAUCCCUAAGUCACAUCAACUUUCCAUUGGAUACUGUUUUCUUGGGUUUAAAUGAGAACGAGAUGAAUAUUUUAAAACAGGGAUCAUUUAACGAACUAUCAAGUCUGGUGAAGCUAAAUGUAAGCAGUAACCAUAUUUCCAUACUAGAACCAGGGGCAUUUCAAGGUCUUUCAAAUCUAAAAAAAUUAGAUCUUUCCAACAACAAGAUCGGAACGAUCAACAGUUCCAUGUUUACAGGAUUACCAAAGUUAGAGAAACUAUCGUUAGCUGACAACAGAAUCAACACCAUACCUGAAGGAACGUUUAACGAUUUAACGUCUUUACGAAGAGUUGACUUUGGAUCAGAUUUUCUACGAUGUGAUUGUCAUUUACGAUGGAUGGUAAAAUGGUCUAAAAGUAAACAAGUGCGAAUCCCAUCAUCAACAGUUUGUGCCUUGCCAAAAGCAAUGAAAGGAAGAAUAUUUAGUAAAUUAAAAAAAGUGGAUCUUCACUGUGAUCAUGAUUUACAGCUUCCAUAUUUUGAAAUUACUCCAAGUCACAGUCAGGUUGUAUUUGAAGGAGAUAAACUUCCAUUUGAGUGUAGUGCUUCCGUUCUUCAUAGUAGAACUAACAUCACAUGGUUGCGAGGAACGAUUCCUGUCACAUCCAAUAAAACGGCUGGAAUUUUCGUGCAUACCCAGUAUACUCCAGACAAAACCAGGAUAACUCACUCUUUGGCCAUCAAAAAUCUGGACAAAUCGCACAGUGGACAGUGGUAUUGUCAGGUGUCAACGCCUCAAGGAAAAGUUUCCCAAGGAGUAAAUAUUAGUGUCAUAUCUAAUCAGGCUGUGUAUUGUCCAGAGGUCAUCAAGGUUACAAACAAGGGGAACUACUCUUGGGAGAAAACUGUUGCUGGUAUCGAGGUCAGUCAGCCAUGUAAAUCACCAAAAACAAAGUUAGCGAAAUAUCAGUGUAAUAGAUUUGGAUAUUGGGAAGAUUUGGACGUAUCCCAGUGUUCGUAUAUGAGUGAAAUGACCAGACAACUAGAAAGAUUAGCCUCAGUUGAUUUUAAUACUACUGAUAUCUAUGAUUACUUAGCCGAUCUUGAGAAAAUCUUCACAAUUCCCAAACCUAGAAUUUUUGGGGUAAUGGAUGUUGUCUUCCUGGCAAGAAUAGUAGAAAAACUACAAGAUCAUUUAUCUGUCAGUUCAGAGAUAUCUCAGAUUAUAGUGAGUAAAGUGAGUAGUAUCAGUUCAUUAGAAACUUCUGUUUUACGUAGUGCUCAAUUACAAGAACAAGCUUCUACCAGGUUUGUUCGUGUUCUACAGAAUAUUUCUAAUAUGGUGGAGAUUGAACCACCAAAUAAGGAAUGGUCCAAAUAUUCACGGAACAUUGCCAUCAUGGUGUUACAGGAACCACGAGCAAAUCCAUCGCGUAUACAAUGUAGUCUGCGAAAGUUAAGAAACAUCAAAAAACGUAAAAAUAACACCAACAAUCCAUUUGCAUGCAGUCGUCUUAGUAAUGAUACAGAAAUUCCUCUUAAACCAGAGAAGAAUUCCAAGCUGUCUGUCAUACUACCUCCAACUUUAUUUAACGAUGCUGGUCUGUAUUAUGAAGAAUCACCAAAAAUACAAAUCAUUGUUUAUCGUGAUGGUUCUCUCUUCCCAUCAACUACUUCUCUACGCGGUGAUCCAGUGUUUGGUGACAAGAAUUGGUCAGUGGCAUCAAAUGUGGUAACUGUUUCUGUUGGUCAUCCUGUAUUAAAUUUAUCUGAACCAGCUAUUCUGUAUUUUGAAGUUGCUCGUACUAGAAAACCUCUGGCAGCAGCUUACUGGGAUUUUGAUGCUAAUGGUGGAUUAGGUGAUUGGAGAAGUGAUGGAUGUGAUAUUAUUUCUACAGUAGGAAAUCUAACAACUGUAUAUUGUUAUCAUCUAGCUACUUUUACUUUACUACAGGAUGAUACUGAAUAUAUUAUUAGAGAAUCAUUUGUAAUGGAACCUGUUAUUUAUGUAGGAAGUUGUCUGUGUAUGUUAUGUAUGAUGGUUGUCAUUAUAACUUACAUCACAUGUUUUAGAGUAAUCUAUAUACCAAAGAAGUUAAAACACUCUGUUAUAAAUAUAUGUAUUAGUGUACAUCUAUUAAUCGUGGCCUUUACCCUGGGUAUAAAUCGUACUGAUCUAGAAUUAGCAUGUCAAAUAGCUGGUAUAUGUAUACAUUAUCUAACAUUAUGUGCAGUCUUCUGGAUAACCAUUACUUCCAACAAUAUGUAUAAAAAGUUUACCAAAGCUGAAAAACCACCUGAACCACCCCCGGAACUGAUCAACAUGCCCCUCCCCCCGAAACCUAUUUUACGAUUUUAUUUCUUGGGGUGGGGUGUGCCUAUUAUAAUAUGUGGAAUUACGGCAGCAGUUAAUUUUAAUCAUUAUUUAGGAAUUGAUUAUUGUUUUUUGGCGUGGGAGCCGAGUCUUGGUGCAUUUUAUGGGCCUAUAACUUUAUUGGUUGUGUUAAAUCUUAUAUUUUUUCUACGCAUAUCGUGUGUUAUUCGUGGAGCUAAUGGAAACGCGAGUGAACAAGAAGACUGUACAGAAGAACUGCAUGUUAAUGAAAUAGAACUAGUUCCGAGUCAAGCGGACACAAAUUUAGAAGUGCAGACACUGACACCGCGUCGUCAGAGAAUUGAAAGAGAGCGUGUUAAGGAUGAUGAUGAUGAUGAAGAAGACGAUAACGAGUCUACUCUAAGUGUGAUGGACCAAGAACGUCGACCAAUCACACAGCUUCGUGCUAUUGUUGCCAUGUUGUUUUUGUAUAUAUUAGCGUGGGUGUGCGGUGCCAUCGCUGUCGCUAAACCGUUUAAAUCUAUCAUACCUUAUCAAGAACUUAUAUUUAGUUAUUUAUACGGAGCAACUAGUACAGCUCUCGGUGUAUUUAUGGUGGUGUACUUCUGCUUAUCGCGACAAGACUCUCGAUUGAGUUGGAAGAGAUUCUUCGGUUGUACUUCUCCUGAAUUAUACUCAAUGCCCGUAAAUACGGAGCCUCCAGCAUCAACACCCCCUCAGGUUAAUGGCAACAUUAUCAAAUCAUCAAGUAACAUGAAUUUAUCGACUCAUUCUCAAAAAUCCACCAACAUCGAAAAAGCUAACAGUAUGAAGCAAAACCAAAAUACACAAAGUAAACAAUCGAAUAUAAAUCUAGUCCCACAAACAAAUUCUUCAGUCACUGAAGUCUCCAUAAACAGUGGUUCCGAAAACUUGCCCAGUUUUUACAACCCGCGGCAAAAUGGAGCCGCUAAAAAAUUCUGGGAUAAAAAUAAACACAAGCAAGGUAAAGUGAUGAAUAAAGACGCUAAUCGCGAUAUUAAUUGUAGUAGUAUUUCUGACGAGUUGAGUCGUCAUUACAGCCAAGGCAGCGACGCUAAUACACAUCUUAGUAUUGAGAUUCAAAUACAACAGGCUAACGGUGGUGUUUAUGGACAAAAUAUGACCCCCAACUUUCAACAACCCAACAGGAUGACCCCUAAUCAUUUUAAGAGAGGUCAGCAAGUGUAUCAUGAUAGGAAUCACAUGACACCAACAGGGGUCGUGGGGUCAGAGCAUGGAACGGCUAGUCCCGUUAGUUUCAUCUCAUCACACAUUCUACCUCAACAUCAACGCUCUAACAGUUCUUGUUCUGUGGGGUCACGACCCAGCGCAUUUAUCCCGGUUCAGCCCCGUAAUAACACACUACCGAGACCCGGAAGAGGGGAAACACCUGAUGGACCCACAAGUCCAAACACAAACAAUAAUAAUUAUAUGAAUCGUGAAGGUUCUGUGCCACGAUUGCGGGAUUUUGAUGGUCAGAGUCAAGUCAGUGGAUCCGGUCAUCAAGAUCCAAGAAAAUCACCACUUCCACCUAACAUGGGACCCAAUUUACCAACCCCACCUCCACAAUAUCAAAACAAAUCAAAGAGUCCAGUUCAUCAAAAUAAUGAUAUCAAACGGGGACGUCAAAGCCCCUACACAGUUCGGACAAGUCCCUACAACUACAGACAUAGCCCAAAUCAUCGACCAAUGUCUGGGGAGUACAGUUCUGAUGCCAGUAGUCGAAGAAGUCGAGGAAGGCAUCCUUAUUUCCGAGAAGCUCCUAUAGGAUCCUAUAAUCCUGUUGCAGGGGGAAGACAGAGUCCAGCCAUGUCAGAUUCAACACAAUCUCAACAUGGUAGAACCGUAGAUCCCCGUUAUCUGUCUCCAGAUUCAGAUAAUCAAAAUAAAGAACAACCAGCACAGCGACCACCAGAAACGGAUCAUCACUCAGAUCCAACUCAUCGUAAACGCCAUCGCUCAUCUCGAGAACGUCGACAAUCAAAUAAAUUACAGGGCAUGAGAAAACAGAAAUCAUUAGGCUGGGAUAAUGAGUUCAAAGGUCGACCAGCUAAGCAGUAUUCAUACGCUUACGUGAAUCAUAAUUAUCGGGACCGUGUGUUAAGGAAACUGAUUAAACAGGCUAGUGAAAGUGACGAUUUAGCUAAAAAGGCUUUCUGGCUUCCGCGAUCUUUGAGUGAAUAUGACCGUCUGUGUCAGUCUGGUUUCUGUAAGAGUAACAUGGUAGAAGACUCGUCAACAAGUUCAGAUGAGGAACACAGUGUUUACGAUAUUUGGGUACCGCAAGAAAAUGGCAAAGACAAAUUCUCAAAAAAAGAAACCAGUGUUUAAAUUAUUACAAACCUGCUCUAGCAUAGUUUAUUGAUUUUUGUAUCAUAAGUAAUGGUAUUUUUUACAUUUUGUACAAAGAAACAGAAGUGACAUUUAUUGUUUUCCAUAUAAGCUUUGAGAGCACUAUGUGUGUGUGUGUUUUACGAGGCUUUUUAAACAAAAGAGCUACAAUAUGGGGACAACCAUUGUGUAUAUAGAAGUAUUUGUACAUGAUUAUUGUGGAUAAACUGAAUUUAUUGUAUGCUUUAUUUUAAUAUUGAAAAGACAUGAAGCUAUUUGGCAUUCAAUUUUUUUUAUAUUAAUGUUGUGUCUUGUUUAACAGAAAAUAUCUGCUUUACUAUUUUAUUUUAGCCAAAAAAAAAAAUGAUAAACUUUUAUGGCAUUGGUGCAAUAUUUUAAUUCUUUUUUUCAUUUUUAGAAUGAUUAUAAGGGCAACUAGACUACUAGAGACCAUUACUAUAUAAGAAUAAGUUUAUUCAUCUAUGGAGAAUAAUUCAAUGAACAUUGAAUAAUUUUUCGACACAUACCGUUAUGCUCUAGUGACAUAAGUUCUCAUCUGAUAUCAAAUUCCAACUUCCAUUAAAGAUUUCUGGCAUUAUGGCACUUGCUCAAUAAAUGCUUAAAUAGUCGAUGUUCGUGGAAAAAAAACUGAGAAAUAAAUAAGAUGGAGGCAUGAAUAAGGUAUAAAGUAGAAGUAGUUUAAACUUUAGGUGGCCAAUUUUAAGGAUUCUUUUGGACCAAUAUGCUUUUUGGUAAGACUUCCAGUAUUUUUAAGUUUAUGUGGUAUACAUAUCCACAUCUGUUUAAUCUGUAAUACAGAGCCUUUAGAGUAGUUAAAACAUAUUAUAAUCAUAGAUGGCUAUAUAAAAAGUUUGAAUAUAGUACAGGGAUUUAACAGUGUUCUAGUGAAGCCUUAAUGUUUUACAACUAUAGUUGGAUCACGAUGCCAAAAAUAGAUUCUUUGAUAUAUAAGCUUAUCUAGUCAUUUAGGACUGUCAACAACGAUACAGCCUUGUUUUCUACCACCAUAUAGUUGUACUAGUCGUUUAAAUUUAAGUAUUUAAAAAAAAUCUCCCAUAGAAUUGUUUUUCUUUCUUACAUUGAGUCUUCUAUUAGACAUCUAUAAAUUGGCAAUAAAUUAAGAACUACUUUAUUUCAUUUUUAGAGACGGUCUAAGUACUAUUAUUUCCAAAUUUUCCCACUUAGAGAAGGUCUAAGUAGUAAUCUUGAAACUUUAAACUAACUGGUCAGUCUUCAGAUAUUUAAAUAGAAAUUGCCCAAAAAAUAUUAUUAAUAAAUUGGCUUAUAUGUUAUUGGAAUGUAAAAUUUUAUGAGAUUUAAAAGGAUAUGUAAAACUAUUUUGUAUAAUGGAUCUUAAUGAAUAUGAUCACUUGGUAACAUUACUUCUGUGUAUUUUGUAAAUGAGCAAUCUGUUUAACCAUAUUAUCUAUUUAUAAUAUAUUAUAGUAUUUUUAUCAUAAAAUGGCUAUUUUAAUGAAAAUUUAUACAAUAUGUAUGAUAUUUACUUUGUAACAAUUUGACCAACUACCUGAUGUCAUUUCACAAAGAAUAUGUCAAUCUCUAGUCUGUGUCAAUUUUAGGAAACCACAAGCAGAAGGAUAAAUUCAAUCAUUUUAUAUUUUGUUUCCCCGUAGGGUUAAUUAAGUGAUCUAGUGCUACUGGAAAACUUACUUUUUACUAAAAAUAUAUUUAUGACAUGUAAAAUAAAUAAAGUUAAUGUGAUCAAUAAACUUACAAAAAAUAAAAUAAGAAAUCCUGUAAGUUGUUAAUAACAUGCAUGUCACAGCUAGUUAUCAGCACAUGUAAGUUAUUAUGUUGUAUUUUAUUAUAUAGCUAUUACCUUAGCUCAAUAACCAAUAUAGUUUUUCUUGUAUUUUGGAUAUAGGGAUAUAGUCUUUAUUCCAGAUGUCCAGUGUUCAUCAAUAUCUAUUUAAAUGAAAAACUAUUUCAAAGUUAGAGGAGUUGGGUGGCUGAAUGGUCAGCGUGUGCGUGUUGUAUCAUAAGGUCUGUGAUUGAGUCAAUUGGCGUGGUUUCGAUUCCCCGGUUGUAUGGGACAAGGACUAGGGUCGCCUGUCUAACCUCAUGGGUUUUUUCCGGUUCCUCCCACUGCUAAAGACCCCUACACGCAAGUGAAUUAUUGAAAUAAAAUUGAACCAUGUUAGUCCCGAAAUGACCUAGUUUGUGUUGAGUGGAGGUUAAACCCAUUUCUCUCUCGCUCAAAGUCAAUAUCUGAUUGACUUUAAAUUUAUACACAGCGCUUAAGGUCAGGAGACAACCAAUCCUGUUGAUUUUCAAUGAUUUUUAUACGUCCACAUUCAUAAUGUGAACGUAUUAUGCCGUCGCCCCUGUCUGUGUGUGUGUGUGUGUGUAUGUAUGUAUGUGUGUGUGUGUGUGUGUGUGUGUGUGUGUGUCUGUGGUUCGCCUACAGGGCGCAAUUCUUCAUGGAUUUUCUUCAAACUUGGUAUACUUAUUCCUUAUACCCCAAGGAAGAUCCCUAUUGUUUUUGGUGCAUGCCCGACCCCCCGGGGCAGAGCCACGCCCAUUUCUAGUAUUUGUUUGUUUGUCGUCUACAGGCCACAUUUCUUAACUAAUAAUCUUGAAACUUUGCAUACACAUUCUUUGUACCCUAAGGAACAUCCCUAUCGUUUGGGGUGCAUGCCCAACCCCCAGGGGCAGAGCCACGCCCAUUUUCUUUUCGUGUGUCUUUGUGUCGCCUACAGGGCGCAAUUCUUACUGGAUUUUCUUCAAACUUGGUAUACUUAUUCCUUAUACCCCAAGGAAGAUCCCUAUUGUUUUUGGUGCAUGCCCGACCCCCAGGGGCAGAGCCACGCCCAUUUUUUGUAUUUCUUUGUUUGUCAUCUACAGGCCCCAUUUCUUAACGUAUCAUAUUGAAACUUUGCAUACUUAUUCUUUGUACCCUAAGGAACAUCCCUAUCGUUUGGGGUGCAUGCCCAACCCCCAGGGACAGAGCCACGCCCGUUUUCUUUUUGUGUGGCUGUGUGUCGCCUACAGGCCACAAUUUUUAAGUCAUCACCUUGAAUCUUUACAUACUUGUUCCUUAUACCCUAAGGAUGAUCCCUAUUGUUUUUUGUGCAUUCCCGAUCCCCAGGGGCAGAGCCACGCCCAUUUCUUGUAUUUGUUUGUUUGUCGUCUACAGGCCGCAUUUCUUAACGCAUCAUAUUGAAACUUUGCAUACUUUUUCUUUAUACCCUAAGGAACACCCCUAUCGUUUGGGGCGCAUGCCGAACCCCCAGGGCCAGAGCCACGCCCAUUUUCUCUCUGUGUGUCUGUGUGUCGCCUACAGGCCACAAUUCUUAAUCGAUCGUCUUGAAAAAAUUUCAUAUGAAUUCCUUAUACCCUAAGGAUGAUCCCUAUUGUUCUUGGUGCAUGCCCGACCCCCAGUGGCAGAGCCACGCCCAUUUCUUGUAUUCAUUGUUUGUUAUCUACAGACCGCAUUUCGUAACGUAUCACCUUGAAACUUUGCAUGCUUACUCCUUCUAUCCUAAGGAACAUCCCUAUUGUUUGUGGUGAAUGCCCAGCCCCCAGGGACAGAGCCACACCCAUUUUCUUUUUGUGAGUCUGUAUGUCAUUUACAGCCUGCAAUGCUUAAUCGAUCAUCUUGAAAACUUUUUUAUACUUAUACGUUAUACCCCAAGGCUGACCUCUAUUUUUUUGGUGAUUGCCCAACCCCCAGGGGCAGAGCCACACCCAUUUUUUUCUUUGUGUCUCUGUGAGUUGCAUACAGGCCACGAUUCCUAAUGGAUUGUCUUUGAACUUGGGAUAUGUUUUCCUUAUAGCCUAAGGACGACAACUGCAUGUCACACCCCCAGGGGCAGAGUCACGCCCAAUUUUUAUGUUUAUCGUUUACAGGCCCGAAUUCUGGAUGGAUCAACUUGGUAUUUGGCAUAUGUAUUCCUUAUAGCCUAAGGGCAUCAACUAUUGAUUUUGGUGAAUGCCCCAACGCCCAGGGGCAGAGCAACGUCCAGGGGCAGAGCAACGCCCAAUUUUUGCCUUUAACGCCCAAAGGCCACAAUUCUGAAAGGAUUAUUUUGGAACUUGGUGUACUUAUUCCUUAUACCCUAAGGACGGCAACUAUUGAUGUUGCCAUUUCAAUAACAGAAUGGUACCUGUUUAUAUUGUUUCCAUAUCCAACCCCCAUGGGCAGAGCCACGCCCAGUUUUUGUAUUUAUCGUCUACAGACUGCAAUUCUGAAUGGAUCAUCUUGGAACUUUGCAUAUUUAUUCCUUAUACCAUAAAGACAGCAACAAUUUAUUUUGAUACUUGCCCCGACCUCUUGGGGCAGUGUCACACCCACUUUAUUGUUAGUAUUUUGUCUGUAAAUUUGGCAAAACAAACCCGACGCCUAGCCUUCUUUGCCUCUGAUCAUAUUACAGCCAUUUCAUUUUCAUUCUCUUCAUUUUAAAAAGUACCAUAUCAAUCAAAGCUGGAAUGUGGACGUAUAUUGCAGCGUUAGCAAUGCUCUUGUUUAUAGUUACUGCCAUAGUUAUGGCCCUUGAUCACUUGUAGGCGCUCUAAUAUCUGAUUGACUUUAAAUUUAUACACAGUAUUCAAGACGAAGAAUCCUAUUGAUUUCUAAUUAUUAUUUCCGAAGUUAUAGCUCUUGAUAUUAAAUGUUUUGUAUACUAAACGUAUAGGGCAGAACUAGAAGCCAAACAAAUUCUAACGAUUUCUGAUAAUUACUUAAUGGGUUGUUACUCGUAAUCAGAUUUUGUAAAUGUUUUCAUUUCUGACAAAAGAAAAGAUAUGCGACAACCCUUGUUGACUCCCCGAACCACUUAGCUGUUGUAAUCAUAUGUUAAGUUUCCUGGCAACAUUACUAAUUUCAAAACAACAGUAAGAAAAUUACAGUCAGUUAAUUUAAGACAUGCUGUCUUUCCACUCCCUCUCUGCUUGUGGUCUUUUAAAUCUCAAUUUGUUUUAUGAACAUUAAAAACGGCCUCAAUAAUGAAAAGUUACAUACAUGCAUGUAGAACUUAUGAGAAUUAGACAUAAGUUAAAUUUUACAUGUUCUUUGUGAAAAUAGUCCUUCUUUAAAAUUUAAUGAUACUUAUGAAAACAAAAUCAUGUAAAUAGACGUUUAAAUAUCUACAUUGUAUAUAAUAAUAAGUCUAAUGUGAAUAUUGUAAUGUAUAUAUAUAUUAUUUACCUAAUUAUAGAAAUAGACAACUACUGUCAGGUUUAACGUGUACAUGCGAUUUUAAUUUAUUAGUUUAUAAGCAAACUCGUUUCUCAAGUUUUUGUAAAGAUUUGUUUUAUAUAAGUACAAAUUUUUUGUAAAAUAUAUAUUAUUUUUUUUAGUAAGGUAUAUUUUUUUUGUAAUUUUUGUACCAUUUGCAUGAGUUAAUUUUCUAUGAUAUAUAUAUAUCUUUGUUGCCUGUUUAGGUCAGCCUCUGUUUUUUUUGUUAGAAUUUUUUUUUUCACGAAGAUAAGUUAUUACCUUCUAAACUUGAAAUUUUAUGACAAUAUGUAUACAAUAAAUGAAUGCAUUUUUAAAUUUUGUUUUUUUAUGUCAAAAAUUAUUUAUUCCUAUCACUGACUAAAAUAA